This is a messenger RNA of Phlebotomus papatasi, 536 nucleotides long. Its product is annotated as 39S ribosomal protein L4, mitochondrial-like. The record is from RefSeq and is a predicted model, not a curated record. Gene Ontology annotation, cellular component: ribosome. The transcript is spliced from 2 exons. Bases 1 to 483 code for a protein of 160 amino acids. NCBI's taxonomy places the organism in Eukaryota, Metazoa, Arthropoda, Insecta, Diptera, Psychodidae. Gene Ontology annotation, molecular function: structural constituent of ribosome. Gene Ontology annotation, biological process: translation.
AUGGGAAGGGCAAGGCAUGGAUCUAUCCGGUCGCCACUGUGGAAGGGUGGUGGUGUCAGUCAUGGACCACGGUCACCCACGAGCCACUUCUAUAUGCUGCCCUAUUUUACGAGGGUCAUGGGACUUACAUCAACGCUGUCUGUAAAGUUGGCCCAGAAUGACUUGUUUGUGGUGGAAAAUCUCGAUAUUCCCGUAGAGGAUCCGAAGUUUGUGCAGGAACUGAUAGAUGCUCGGACUUGGGGACCGUCAGUGCUGAUAGUUGAUGAGAGUGAUAUUUUCCCUUACAACAUCACUGCAGCCACAGAACAAAUUCCUCAUGUUACUAUGAUGCCCCUGUACGGGCUGAAUGUCUACUCUAUGUUGAAAUAUCACACCCUGGUUCUCACGAAGGACGCUGUCCGGAAACUCGAAGAAAGAAUUCUCUACCAGUUCAAUCGAUCGGACAGCAGGGAACUCGUGAAGAAAUUCCGCGUUAGUCAGUGAAAAACAUUUUAAAAGGGCAACAGAAUUUAAUAAAGUAGCUUUCCAGAGACAAA